Molecule: messenger RNA, 715 nt
Organism: Malaclemys terrapin pileata
Lineage: Eukaryota; Metazoa; Chordata; Testudines; Emydidae
Exons: 6
Coding region: 56-661 (201 amino acids)
Source: RefSeq, a predicted model, not a curated record
UUCUGUAUGUCACUGGAGCCUUAAAGCCAAGUUUUUCUGGACACUUCAGGGAGAGAUGAAUUACUGUAACUAUGUGGGGAUUGCGGAGAUGCAAGAGAAGGUGGUGCAGCUGAAACGAGACAUGCAGAAAGUGAACAACUAUGCUCGGGCUGCAAAGGCUGUUAAAGUGCGACGUCCAAGGCAAGUGACUGGGAAGAAGCAAGCUCUGGAGGGAGGAUUCUGUCCCUCCUGGGCCAGGACUUCUGGCUCCACUGCUCCUCCCAAGUUCACCAUGCCCAGGGUCUUCGGACCUUUUCCCGAACUGAUGAGCAAGCAGAUGGACAGAGCAACAGCUUCGAACACUGACCUGAAGCACCACUGGGCUGGGGUGUCGACAAUGAACCAAAAGAGCAUGAUCGAUCUGCAUCCUGUAGUGCUGAACCCUGGUGGCUUCCAGGCCUCCCUCCAGGCUGGUAACCACCUCAAUAAGCUGAGGUACACCAGUCUCUCCAGGCCUCCUGGGAACAGUCCCAACCCUUCACCACAAAAGGCAGGCCCUUCUGACAUGAAACCCACACCUUCUGUUUUCGACACUCCCAUGCUGUCCAGGUUUCAAGGUGGCUCAGAAGAUGACAUGGAUAAUGAGAAACCUGGCCCCAGUUCCCCUCCAAAGGGGGCAUAAUUGUCUCUUCCUGUAUGGAAAGUUGCUACAUGAAUAAAAGUUCCAUGCAAGCUC